CGUGCGCAUGGAAUUAUCCUUCAAGAGCGAGAGUCCAGAGACUCUAGAAUUCUUUUAUCCUACGACCCUUAAUUUAAGAAAUAAAAACAUUGGAGACAAUGGCGUUCAACAUAGCAAGGUGUAUCGCAUCAGGGAAAAGCAGCUGCAUCUUUCCGUCUCCUAACCAGCUAUCAGUGCGCUGUUUAUCAGGGACGUCACAGUGCUCCAGUAGCAACCCUUCAGAUAAGUAUGAUAACUUGAAAGCAGUGAAGACACCAAUGCUCCCUCCUGACACCUAUAAAGGCAAGAAAGUAUUCGUGACGGGAGGAGGAACAGGACUGGGAAAGGCCAUGACAAGAAUGCUGUCUCAACUUGGAGCUGAGGUUGCCAUUGUCAGCAGAUCUCCAGAUGUUCUGAAGAGCACAUCGGAAGAGAUCUCAGCGGAGACCGGAAAUCCUGUCCAUCCGAUCCCAGCUAACAUACGAGAUCCUGAUGCUGUUAAAUCCUCUGUAGAUCAGUUUGUAGAGAUCUGCGGAGGACUUCCAGAUGUCGUCAUCAACAAUGCUGCCGCUAACUUUAUAUCUCCGUCAGAACGUCUUUCUCCCAAUGCUUGGAAGACAAUAGUUGAUGUUGUUCUGAAUGGUACAAUGUACACCACCUUGGAGAUCGGGAAGAGACUUGUUGAGCAGCAAAAAGGUGCCAAUUUCUUGACGAUCAGCACCACAUAUGCAGCCCUUGGAUCUCCCUUUGUGACUCCCAGUGCUGCUGCUAAGAGUGGACUUGAGAAUGUUACUAGAAGUUUAGCUGUGGAAUGGGGUCGCCAUGGAAUGAGAUUCAAUUGUAUAGCACCAGGAGGAAUCUACACAAAGGGAGCCUUCAGCAGACUGGACCCCACAGGUCAGUUCCAGGACAAACUCACAGAGUCCACCCCUACCGGUCGGAUGGGAGACCAAGAAGAGAUAGCCAACCUGGCUUGCUAUCUAUGCAGUGAUUAUGCAAGCUGGUUUAAUGGAGAGAUUUUCAUGUUUGAUGGUGGCCAGACGCUGCAGGCAUCAGGAAUGUUUAGUGGUUACCUCGAACUUUCCAAGGACCAAUGGGAUCUGGCAGAAUCAUUGAUCAGGGGAACCAAGGGCUCUUAAUGACAACCACCACAUGACAGUCAUGACAGCCUUAAUACUGCCAAAGGACUUUUAUCAGAUCAGUCAUCAAAGAUGACAUAUAAUUAUUAAAAAUGGUAUUUUCCUUUAUAUUAAAUUAUGAUUAGAUUCAUAAUUCCUUCCAUAAUGGUCAAAGGCUUAAAAUCUUACAGAGAAUCUAAAAGAGUGAAAUAAUUGUAUUUCUUUAUAUGCACGAUAUGAGGAUGAACAGAUGUAUGAUGACGAAAUACAAUUGAAACUUGUUAUAAAAAUUACAGUGGUACCAUAAAAAUUACCUUCUUAUAUCAGGUAUCUCAUUUCAUCAAAGCUUUUUAAAAAUGGGUAUCCAUUGUUCAAUUAACUUAAUCAUAAACCAAUCAUUAGAGGCCAUUAGUCAAAACUGGAGACCGGCAUCUGAGAGCAAGACUUUGCCUUUGUGCGGGCCUUUCCGCUUUUCCCUCAGCCAAACAUAUGUUUUCAGUGCUGAGUUGAGAGCAAAAAUAUAACUACAAUGUAGUUCUUAUUAAUUGUAUGUAAUUGUAUAAUUUGUUUUUAUUAAUUAAAAUGAAAUUGGUGCAAUGUGAUCACAAAAAGUGAUAGGGAAGGGUCAGCAAACCUCAGGGAUUUGAAAAUAGUGAACUUUGUAACUAGUGAUUUAAUUAUCCAUUAACUCGAGGAGUUGCAGAUCAAAUGAGUCAAAAGGCCAGUCUUUGAUAUACAAGCGACCUCUAAUACAGAUGGAUGUACCAAUGCUGUAUUUAAAAAAUUCUGUCUAAAAUUAUGGACCAAAGAUAUUGAAGUUGUGAGUAUACAUGUACAGUGUAUGUAAUAAAGUGCUUGGAUCAGGCAAAUGAGAAAAUCUUUCAA
Strongylocentrotus purpuratus (purple sea urchin) is the source of this 1982-nucleotide messenger RNA. Its product is annotated as 2,4-dienoyl-CoA reductase, mitochondrial. Gene Ontology annotation, molecular function: 2,4-dienoyl-CoA reductase (NADPH) activity. The coding region runs from base 99 to 1118 and encodes 339 amino acids. The transcript has 7 exons. NCBI's taxonomy places the organism in Eukaryota, Metazoa, Echinodermata, Echinoidea, Camarodonta, Strongylocentrotidae. Gene Ontology annotation, cellular component: mitochondrion. The record is from RefSeq and is a predicted model, not a curated record. Gene Ontology annotation, biological process: fatty acid beta-oxidation.